GCAAUUUUCAGGUAUUUCGUACCUUCAUUAGGUCGACUUGACGUUGGCUCUUUCCAGACUCCCAUGUGCAAAGUAUAAUACCAAAUAUUGAUCUAACAAAUCUUCAAAAACAAAAUGCUUCCGCUCAGAGAGCAGAAGUCAAUUUACCAAACGCCGAAAUGCUAUUUCACGUAUGGCGCCAUGGUUCACGUUGAUCCGAAGCAGCCACCUUCCAAAGGCAAACCAUGGACAACGCUUGCAUCACGGGACUUCAUUCACCAGGUCGACUUGAUUCUCCCACAAGAAAUAUUUAGUAUAUUUCAGCAAAAAGUGCUCAACAGCCAUGUGCCGCCUCAGUACAAGAGGGUCACCAUGACCCUCGGGCAGGUUCUAGAGAAAGAUUUCUUUCAGGAGUAUCUCAAGAUAGGCAAUAUUCUGAUGCUCUCUGAAGGGAGGCCAGGGCAAGACAACGUCUUCACUAUUAAGGAUGGAAAACUUACCAUGUUUCUGGACCGAGAGACGUACGAACGCGCCGGAAUGGUUGGUAUUACGCAUGGCGUCAAGGGCGAGAGGGGGUUGAGACCACGAUGGAUUGUGGAAUAUGAUCUUCGAGCUCCGGCCAGCUUUCCGGGCAAAAAGGGGUUCGACCGGUUGAUCUAUGCCACCAAGAACGCACUCAAUUUCCCCGUCACCUGGUUGUUCUGCAACCUAGGCAAAACCCCUGAGCCCGACCCAUUGCUCGCCCAUUUCCCAACAACGUACACCUCUACUCCAGGCAUCGCCCAGGACUUUCCAGUCCUCAUCCCAGAACUGAAACCAGAGUCAAAUACUGUGAUCAAAGACGACAGAGAUGAAGCUGAGAGGUUCGCCACCGAGACAUACGAAUGGCUCUCACUAGUUCGUCUGGGUAGCCCAAGAGUCUCUGUCGGCGACGAGGUUGAUCCGUACAUCAGCCAAUACAGUCUUCCUGAUGGUCCCAAAGACCAGGAGCCCUCCCCUGGCACUGUCUCCAGGAUCACGUGGCGUGGCCUCCUAGCAGCUGAUUGGGCUCGGAGCUUGUUCAUAGAACUUCUUGUCGCCUUGCCUUCCAAGUCAUGGUUUUCCUUGAGUAUCAACAGCUUUGCGAUGUCUAAGGGUUUGGCGGCCGACAGCACUGACUUGACAAUAAUGCGCCCACCUAAUACGCCUGGAGAGUACCUGCAGUGGGAGAUCAAGGGCCACGAAUGAGCCUGGGGUCCAUGAGGGGCCUUGCCGUUUCCCUUUAUCUCAGGGGUAACCUUCCCAGAUCAGAUACCUUGGAAAGAACUAAGGUAUCCCGCCGCCUCGAGAAUACUUGUUAUCAAGAGGCCAAUCCAGCAAGGAUUACUCAAUCAAAUUUGAGGCCUUAAGGCGUCCUCAGUCUUGUCUCGCCCGGACGUUGCGGUCUCCCGAAAGCUCUUCCCCGGAUAUCACCUGCAUAAUCAACUGGCGAAGCUCAGCCUGAGCCUCGGGAGUGUCAUGGUCGUCCCUUGCGGCAAACUCGUCGAUCAGACGCCUGAUUUCAGGGUUUGGUCCCGGUCCAUCCUCGGCGGGGUCGUUCAUCGUGCCCAUCGUGACGGACAAGCCUUGAGGCACGGGCGGUAGACCAGCCGCCGAAUCGCCAUUGACACCGUUCGAGUGGCCAUUGACGCCGCUGGCACCGCCCUCCCUGGCUUUCAACCACUCGGCGACCUCAGGGAACUCCUCCUCGGCCUCGAUCUUCUCGCGCGCCGUCAGCCCCUCGCUCCCCUUGAUCUUCUCGUCCAGGCCCAGCUCCUCAACCAACACGCGUGCCGCCUCGACGGUCUCGACAACGAAGAGCGCCGUCUCGCCGUCCUCGUCGCGCAGGUCAACCGGCACGGAGAACUCGCGGACCAGCGUGCGUAGGAGGUCGAGGUGGUUGUAGGAGGCGGCGGCGUGGAUCAGGCUGUAGCCGUGCUCGUCCUGCUGCGAUGCCAUGGAGGGGUUCUCGCGCAGGAGCGGGAGAAGCUCGGGCUUGUUGUCGGCCGCGAGGAGGUACGGGUUCUGCGCCAUUGCUGGGAGGUGUUUUGCUGGUUUGUCUUGUUCGGUUUGACUGUAGCCGUGUGGCAGCUUUUGCUGGUAGACGCUUUAGUUAUGGCUCUCCUCAGCGGGGUAUUUUCUGUCGCGAUGGGAAGGUAGCUUGCUCGGAGGAAGCUCUGCAGAGAAAAUUUAGUGUGGGGUAGCUUGAACGGAGUAAAGGUGCUGCAGAUCGUCACUAAGUGGGGUCAAUUAACGGUUUACCCCAACGUCAAUCUAUUUAGGCG
This is a messenger RNA of Pyricularia oryzae 70-15, 2282 nucleotides long. RefSeq lists its product as uncharacterized. Gene Ontology annotation, cellular component: multimeric ribonuclease P complex; ribonuclease MRP complex. The transcript has 6 exons. NCBI's taxonomy places the organism in Eukaryota, Fungi, Ascomycota, Sordariomycetes, Magnaporthales, Pyriculariaceae. Gene Ontology annotation, biological process: tRNA 5'-leader removal; endonucleolytic cleavage in ITS1 to separate SSU-rRNA from 5.8S rRNA and LSU-rRNA from tricistronic rRNA transcript (SSU-rRNA, 5.8S rRNA, LSU-rRNA); tRNA 3'-end processing. Bases 115 to 1206 code for a protein of 363 amino acids. Gene Ontology annotation, molecular function: ribonuclease MRP activity; ribonuclease P activity. The record is from RefSeq and is a predicted model, not a curated record.